Messenger RNA from Drosophila rhopaloa, 1002 nucleotides. RefSeq names its product elongation of very long chain fatty acids protein F. Gene Ontology annotation, cellular component: endoplasmic reticulum membrane. NCBI's taxonomy places the organism in Eukaryota, Metazoa, Arthropoda, Insecta, Diptera, Drosophilidae. The transcript is spliced from 3 exons. Gene Ontology annotation, biological process: fatty acid elongation, monounsaturated fatty acid; fatty acid elongation, polyunsaturated fatty acid; sphingolipid biosynthetic process. Gene Ontology annotation, molecular function: fatty acid elongase activity. The record is from RefSeq and is a predicted model, not a curated record. Bases 79 to 858 code for a protein of 259 amino acids.
CGAUAAAACGGACUGGAAUGUCUUAACACAACUGAAACAGUAACUAGUGGUCCCUCAAUCUACAAUCACCCAUUAACGAUGCUCCGAUUUUUGCGCAUUCCUCAGGCAGAUCCGAACCCCAUUCCGCUGGCUGGAUCACCAUGGCCUAUUCUACUGAUUUUGGCAGCCUAUUUGCUUUUUGUCUUUAAAUUGGGCAAGAUCUUUAUGAAGAAUCGGAAACCUUAUGAUUUGAAAAUAGUUUUGAAGGUCUACAACAUAUUUCAGGUGCUUUACAAUGGCAUCUACUUUGGAACGGUCUUCUACUACUUAUUCAUAGCGCGUAUCUGCAAUUUGCAGUGCAUGGAGAGUUUUCCCCAGGAUCACGAACGCAAACAGAUAGAAAGGGUAUUGCAUACCGCAUAUCUGGUCAACAAAGUGCUCGAUCUUCUGGACACUGUGUUUUUUAUCCUGCGAAAGAGCUUUAAACAGGUCACCUUCCUGCAUAUCUACCACCAUGUGUUCAUGUCCUUUGGAAGCUACGCUUUGACCCGAUAUUAUGGCACUGGCGGGCACUUAAAUUCCGUUGGAUUACUAAACUCCCUGGUCCACACGGUGAUGUAUUUCUACUACUAUUUGUCCUCAGAAUACCCCCAAGUGAGGUCCAAUAUUUGGUGGAAGAAAUACAUAACAUUAACCCAGCUCUCCCAGUUCCUGCUGCUCUUCUCCUACUCCACAUACGUGCGAUUCUUCUCACCAAAUUGUGGAGUUCCUCAUGGUAUUCUCCAUUUAAACAUGCUGCAAGGUGUUGUCUUCUUUUAUCUGUUUGGAAAGUUCUAUAUACAGGCCUAUCUGCGACCACCAAAGUCAAAACAAUCGUAGCUAAAUCUAAAGUUUACUUUUGUACCCCUUAAAUAUAUAUGCGCAUACGAUUAGUCCGCGUAACUCAACACUCGCUGUUCGCCCUAAAAAGAAGUCUUAGGUAUAUGUUAACUAAAUUUGAUAAUAAAAUGAUAUUGUCUGAAA